AUGGCUGCAGAGCAUUGUGUUAUAAUGUUCUUGAGGCUGCCGUAUCCGCUGCUGGCGGAUGAACACAUGAGCAUGGCCAUGCGAUCAUUAAGGAGGCUUGGAAAGGAUAUCCUGUUGUUUCCCUGGUUUUCAGGUGACCGCAUCCGGGGCGCAUUGUGGCUUCUGCGAGUCGCAAUUACGUACAAGAAAAUUCUGUUGGUGGACUGGACGAAGCCAGCACCUCUUACCGACUUCUUGGUCCCCAACGAAAUCGACUGGACGUUUUCGGGCUUGGACGAAAUGUUAUUUCGUAACGGCAGUAGUACUCUGAGCACCGAUGAUUUCAACGAUGCUGUGUACCGACAAGUGCCGACUGCCUUGGAAAAAUUUCUUUCGACAAAGGUUUAUACCACCAACAGCAACCAGCACUUCGAUACCAGAGAUAUGGUGGGGGUUCAACCCGUGGACCGGCUGUAUGAGGACGGCUCUUGCUUUUUCAAGUUCCUGUUUAAGCCACAUCCGCUGAUUGCGGCGCGCGGCGAUGCGCACCUGCAACAGCUCUAUGGCUCCGAAUCCGUUGAUUACGUUGCUUGGCACUGGCGGCAUUUCGACGCGGACGGCAUGUCGGAGAAGGGCAUCAUGGCAUCGGAGCUGAGCAGGGUGUUGAGCUGUGCGGAGGGGAUGGCACGUAAAGUGGAUGUGGAUUUAGACCAGCGGCCCAUGCUACUCGUCACGGAUUUCAACGUCUUUCGUCAGAUGGUCGCGAAUCGGGAGCUCCGCCGCCUCAUCACGCCCAACAUUGUCGCGCGGCACAUCGACCUGGGCCAGCAUGCCCACGAUGAGUUGGUGGACAUCUUUGUGGACCUGUACCUGCUGUCACGGGUUGCAACGGUAUCUAACGGUAUUCUAACAGGUCGAGACAACAUCUGA
Messenger RNA from Volvox carteri f. nagariensis, 909 nucleotides. RefSeq lists its product as uncharacterized. Lineage: Eukaryota; Viridiplantae; Chlorophyta; Chlorophyceae; Chlamydomonadales; Volvocaceae. The coding region runs from base 1 to 909 and encodes 302 amino acids. The transcript is spliced from 8 exons. The record is from RefSeq and is a predicted model, not a curated record.